UGAUUAUGUCACUGGGUCCUGGGGGUGUGGUGACUUUCAGCAGCUGAGAGCAAAUCGCGGCUCCUUCGCUUCACGCACUUUAAUGGAUCACCUGACGCGUUGAGUCGUAUUUCACUCAUUUCAACCAUGAAUUUCGUCAGGUCGCGGCUUUCCAUCACCAAACUAUUAGGUCAGCGAUGCAGACACGUCACAGAAACAUGGAGCCACAGAGGGAUGUGCAAUAAACCACAGGAGGUGAAAACAGAGCCUCUGCCUGCAGCCCCAGCAGAAGCAUCUCGUCCUGCGUUCAGAAUCCCAGGCUCCAGACCCUCAGAGAUGGACAAGAAAUUUUUGAUCUGGUCAGGACGUUUUAAGACCCCAGACCAGAUACCAGAGCUUGUGUCAUAUGAGAUGAUCGAUGCUGCCCGAAACAAAGUCAGAGUGAAAAUGUGCUAUCUGAUGAUGGCGACCACAAUAUUGGCGUGUCUGUUCUCGGUGAUCCUGGGCAAGCGGGCGGCCGGACGGCAGGAGUCCCUAACUGCUCAAAACAUAGAGAAAAAAGCUCGGUGGAGGGAGGAACUCCACAAACAACAGGAAGCUGCUGCUUUGUCUGAGAAAGCUCAGUGAAGGAGAACUGUGUGUCCCUUCACAACUAUGUUCCCUUCCUACUGUAUGUCUCACAACGUCAAUGCUCUCCACUCCGAUUCCUUUGGAGAAAUAGAGCAGCUAGAAGAUAUUGAAGCAGUCAAUACUGAGUACUUUGAACAACCAGCAGAUUGACUUUAAACAAACAACAAUGGGUUAUUUAAUUGUUUUGAAACCCAGUGUGUGAAUGUAUCAAGGUUAAAAAGUGAAACCUGUUUUUCAGGAUGCUACACUUAUCAUUAUUUGUUGUGGUAUCACUUAUUUGUAUUUGGAGAAUGCAAACAAUGAUUUUCAGAUUAUAAAUCAGUUGCACAAACCCAACACAUAUACCUCUCAAGCUCUCCAAUAAAAAUGCCUUAGAUGUCCCUGUUUUUAAAUUUGCCUCUAAGGAAGCAAUAUUGUUUUUAUCCGCCUUGUAAAGACACUUCAGCCCUCAAGGGUUUUAAAUGGUCUUCAGUUUUUUAAAGUGAACACCAACAAGCUGCUCAUGCUUCAAUGAUCCACCUGGACAAUCCUCUAUCCUGUUCUGUCAUUAAUGUAAUCAGGCUUAUUUGUGAGAUGUCUUUGUACAUGGUGAUCACCAAGAUAAUUCAGUUAAAUAAAGUAUUGCUCAUUGAAUAUGUGAA
Molecule: messenger RNA, 1250 nt
Organism: Paralichthys olivaceus (Japanese flounder)
Lineage: Eukaryota; Metazoa; Chordata; Actinopteri; Pleuronectiformes; Paralichthyidae
Gene: fam162a
Product: family with sequence similarity 162 member A
Biological process (GO): positive regulation of release of cytochrome c from mitochondria; cellular response to hypoxia; neuron apoptotic process
Cellular component (GO): mitochondrion
Source: RefSeq, a predicted model, not a curated record